Messenger RNA from Ilex paraguariensis (yerba mate), 518 nucleotides. NCBI's taxonomy places the organism in Eukaryota, Viridiplantae, Streptophyta, Magnoliopsida, Aquifoliales, Aquifoliaceae. The record is from the annotation of a GenBank genome assembly.
GCAGUCGAUGCAUGGGGACUGUUGACAUCCUAAUAAACAAUGCAGGUAUUACUAGGGAUGGGUUGUUGAUGCGAAUGAAGACACCUCAAUGGCAGGAGGUUAUUGAUCUGAAUCUCACGGGUGUAUACCUGUGUAUACAGGCAGCAGCAAAAAUAAUGAUGAAGAAGAGAAAGGGAAGGAUAAUCAAUAUAGCAUCAGUUGUUGGCCUUGUUGGCAAUGUUGGGCAAGCCAAUUACAGUGCUGCAAAAGCAGGUGUAAUUGGCCUGACAAAAACUGUGGCCAAGGAAUAUUCAAGCAGGAAUAUUAAUGUCAAUGCUGUAGCCCCAGGGUUCAUUGCAUCUGAUAUGACUGCUAAGCUUGGAGAAGACAUUGAGAAAAAGAUUUUGGAGACCAUCCCCUUGGGAAGGUAUGGUCAACCAGAAGAAGUUGCUGGACUCGUCAAAUUUUUGGCCCUUAACCCUGCAGCCAGUUACAUCACUGGACAGGUUUUGACCAUUGAUGGAGGAAUGGUGAUGUAA